This is a messenger RNA of Aspergillus viridinutans, 1236 nucleotides long. RefSeq names its product O-methyltransferase ftmD (gene ftmD). Gene Ontology annotation, molecular function: O-methyltransferase activity. The record is from RefSeq and is a predicted model, not a curated record. Lineage: Eukaryota; Fungi; Ascomycota; Eurotiomycetes; Eurotiales; Aspergillaceae. The coding region runs from base 1 to 1236 and encodes 411 amino acids. The transcript is spliced from 3 exons.
AUGUUCACUCUUCCCGAGGUUGCUACCAGGCUGAGCAAAAAUGUUGAGCUUUUGGUGGAUGAGAUUGACAAGACGGGGUCCCAACCAAACUGUGGGGACCCGACUCUGCUUGGCCCCAAAGGGCUCGCAGCCCGAGACGAGAUCAUCCUCGCCGCUGAAAAGCUUCUCCAGCAAGGUCGGGGCCCUGGUCUGUCAUUGCUGAGUCUGCUGGAAUCGGCAGUCGACGUCGGCACAAUCCAGACUUUGAUCCGGCUUGGAGUCCCAGAUCAGGUUCCAUCCAGCGGAUCCAUUACAUGCGAUGCACUGGUCAAGAAACUGAAAACGCCCGUGGCGCCGGAAUUGCUCCAGCGUCUGAUUCGCUUCACCCGAUUAGCUGGGUUCCUCGAUGAAGAUGAAGAGGGUGCCGUGAAACACAGCCCCAUGUCCGCCAUCUUCGUGAGUGACCCAGACAGUGCCGGUCAGGCUCGCUUCAUGGCGGACUUUGGCAUUCGGCCCUGCUCGUUCCUAUACGAGUCCAUCAAACUGGACCCGAGCGGCGAAGUGCCGCGCCUGGGUCCAUUGGCCCUGAUGGCCAGGGAGCCUGGGGCUCGCGGGGGCCCGACGUUCUUCGAGGUCUUGGAGAAAGACCCGGUGAAUCGAAAUCGAUGGCAUGAUGGGAUGGCUGUUCAUAAUGACUCGAUGGUACGCCACGUUGCGGAUGCCUAUGACUGGGACGCGUUGCAAUCGUUGGUCGACAUCGGAGGAUCGGAAGGUCACGUUGCCGCAGUCAUUGCAAACGCCUUUCCUCACAUCCAAAUCACCGUCCAAGACCGGCCCGAAAUCAUCGAGAAGGCUCGCCAACGGGUAGAUCAGCACCGAAACAUCACCUUCGAGGAGCACGACUUUUUCACGCCCCAGCCACGCAUCGCAGAUGCUUACUUGCUUCGUCUCAUUCUCCACGACUGGAACGAUGCGGAUUGCACUCGCAUCGUCCGGCAGAUCUCCUCCGCUCUACGGCCCGGUGCCCGGCUGCUCAUUAUGGACGCCGUCUUGCCGGAGCCGGGCGAAGGCUCUCUGCAGAGUGAGCGGCAGUUGCGUCGGAGUGAUAUCGGGAUGUACACGCUCUUCUCCGCUAAGGAGAGAAGUCUGGUUCAGAUGCGCCGCCUGGUGGAAGAUUGUGACAGUCGGCUACGGUUUGAGAAAUUGUAUACUCCGCCUGGGAGCCAUGCUAGUAUGUUGAGUUGGAUCUGCGAGUAA